AUGAGCCCCCGAAGCAUGUCAUUGGCGCGGAAAUGGAUUAUCGUGCUUCUUAUCUGCACAGGAACCUUAUGCGUGACAUGCACCAGUUCGAUUUACACAGCGACAUAUACGCAAUUAAACACCGAGUUUGAUAUAAACCCCCUAGUCUCGACUGUCGGAUUGUCAACCUUCGUCCUGGGGAUCGGGUUAGGCCCACUACUAACAGGCCCCUUGAGCGAGAAUUACGGACGGAGAACCAUCUAUCUUGUGUCUUGGUCUCUAUUCAUCAUCUGGACCAUUCCGUCUGCCGUUGCAAAAAACAUCGAAACGAUAAUUAUAGCCCGAUUCUUUAACGGCUUUGCUGGAGGUACCUUUCUAUCUGUUGCAGGAGGAACAGUCGGUGAUGUUUUCUCGCGUAGUGAGAUCCAGACCCCGAUGGCUUUUGUGUCGUUAACACCCCUGGUUGGACCGUCGUUGGGGCCUUUGCUGGGUGGUUUUAUUAACUACUAUGUGCAUUGGAGGUGGACUUAUUAUAUUAUGAUAAUUUGGUCUGUCGUUCUAUGGUUGGCGAUUGUUUUCUUUGCGCCGGAAACAUACCAUUCCAUCAUACUGCGUGAUAAAGAAAGAAGUUGCAAGCAGUCGAACGAGGACCAAUACCAGGCACCUGUGGAGGCAACCUAUAAUAUGAACCUCUGGCAAAUCGGCCUCACAUUUUCAGGAAUCAUAACUGGGAUGAUUAUCGCAGCUGCUGGUAGCCCCAUCUGGUGCAGGAUCCGACAGCAUCUGGUGGAGAAACACGAAAAGGAAACUGGAGAUGGGGAGCCAGAGUACCGACUGCCUCCGGCUAUUCUGGGUGGUGUACUUAUUCCCGUCGGUCUGUUUUGGUUUGGGUGGACGGCGGACUCGAGAAUUCACUGGAUAUUGCCCAUUAUGGGAUCUGCGGUGUUUGGGUGUGGGAUGUCGUUGGUGUUCACAGGAGUUUUUACAUUUCUUGUCGAUGCCUAUCCACAAUAUGCCGCAUCCGCACUCGCUGCAAAUGGCUGUGCAAGAUGCUCCUUUGCCGCUGCAUUUCCCUUAUUCGGAAAUCAAAUGUACGAGAAGCUGGGUCACCAGUGGGCCACUAGUCUUCUUGCAUUCCUCACAGUCGUCAUGAUGCCGUUUCCGUGGCUAUUCUUCAAGUAUGGGAAGGUGCUUCGGAAAAGGAGCAGGUUCGCGGUCGAAACUUGA
This is a messenger RNA of Aspergillus wentii DTO 134E9, 1206 nucleotides long. Its product is annotated as MFS transporter. The record is from RefSeq and is a predicted model, not a curated record. Gene Ontology annotation, molecular function: transmembrane transporter activity. Bases 1 to 1206 code for a protein of 401 amino acids. Lineage: Eukaryota; Fungi; Ascomycota; Eurotiomycetes; Eurotiales; Aspergillaceae. Gene Ontology annotation, biological process: transmembrane transport. Gene Ontology annotation, cellular component: membrane. The transcript is spliced from 6 exons.